This is a messenger RNA of Aspergillus ruber CBS 135680, 1055 nucleotides long. RefSeq names its product ureidoglycolate hydrolase. Gene Ontology annotation, molecular function: ureidoglycolate hydrolase activity; ureidoglycolate lyase activity. The transcript is spliced from 2 exons. Gene Ontology annotation, biological process: allantoin catabolic process. The record is from RefSeq and is a predicted model, not a curated record. NCBI's taxonomy places the organism in Eukaryota, Fungi, Ascomycota, Eurotiomycetes, Eurotiales, Aspergillaceae. The coding region runs from base 251 to 1021 and encodes 256 amino acids.
GAAAUGGCUGGUCAGUCGGCUCGAGCAGAUCGCCGGACUAGCGAAGACCUGGCUAAGCAGGAGAAUGCUGGUACAUCAGGCAUGGAAUGAAUGCAUUUAAAUACUACGUAUGGGGGCGAGUAAUCCAAUCGCUUACCGAAUACGGACUUCUGGCCAUAAUACCUCUAUCGUCACCGCCUUUGCAUAUGAACACAUGGAGAUAACCACAGCAUAGCGCUGGACGACGGCGACAACAACGCCUCUCUUCAUUAUGGCGACUCCUACUCUCACCUCUCAUAUAUCGCCUCUCCAUCUAACUCCCGAACCACUAACCCCGGACUCUUUUGCGCCUUUCGGUACCGCAAUUGUCCCUCCGCUUCCCCACGAUCUCAUCGCUAAACCUUCGCUUUCCUCUCUCCAGCAACAACAUGGGGCUCCUACACCCGUGUUAGCAAAUCAAUCCACUGCUAUCAAGUACAACCCCAUCUCUCCAUUGCAGAAUGACUAUCCGGGAUCCCCCAGCGGGCAGCCUUCAUCCGCACAGAUGAGUAUGUUUUGCUGCUUUCCGCGGGAAUUACGACUUGCCUCGACUACUAUGGCUCUCUUCGAUGUUAGAAUCCUAGAGAGACACCCGUACACCACGCAGACAUUCACGCCCCUCAAUUCCGCCAGCGAAGACCAACAGAUCGCCAAUGAACCGCUUUACCUCGUCAUCGUCGCUCCAACUCUCAAAGGUCAAACCAUUGCCGCUGCCGUUAAAAACCCCACGACUAGGAUCGCAGAGUCAGUCACUAUAAUCGAUCCCCCGGAUCUCAGCAAAGUCAAGGCGUUCGUCGCCCGUCGUGGGCAGGCGGUGACGUAUGGAGCUGGAACGUGGCAUGCACCGAUGGUGGUGCUGGGGAAGAGACGGGUGGAUUUUGUGGUUGUGCAGUUUGCGAAUGGGGUCGCGGCGGAGGAUUGUCAGGAGGUGGCUUUUGGGGAGGGUAUUGAGGUGGAAGUGGAGGUGGACAGCAAUGAGGGUAAUAGAUUGGAGAAGCUAUAGGAGAUUCGUUAUAGGUAGGCGUAUACUCUUAUGU